UAUUAAGAAUAGAAAAUAUAUUUUCCGAUUCCGUUGAAUUAAUUGAAAAGGUAGGUGUUUCUACUGAUGGAGUUCCGUCACUUCCAUUUCCACUUUUAGAAAAUACGACGUCGUUUUCUGUUUCGUUUGAUGAAUUCCUCCCUUUAGAUCAUUGAGGAGGAAAAUUUUCAGAAUUGCAGAAAACCACUUCGCAGCGCAAAGGUGAGGAGCCAUCGUCGCGGGAAACUGACACGGCAAAACCUGUAGAGGAACCUCACUCCCUUGAGAAGAUACCUGCCGCCGCCUCACCGCAGUUACAGCUGUAGAUCCGGAGCAGGAGCCAUCCACAACGGUGCCCUCAUCGCCAUCGCCAUCGAAAUUGCAGUCUCUACUGAUUUAUCUCAUGAUGAAUCACAAAUCAAAAUGAAAUUGAAGGUAGUUUGGAGGAAAGUUUGUGAUUAUAUUCGCUAUGACUUAAAAGAAAUUGCUUUUCCUUCAUCAUUACCUGAUCCUCCUCAUAUAAAGAAGCGGCGGAAAUUGACUUGGCAAGAACGUUAUUAUGUGUUGAAGGAGGCAUCUAGGCUUUAUGCUGCUAGCUGGGUACGGGAUAUUGGUCCUGAACUUCGGCCAAAUGACUAUAAGAAGGAUGAAGAGACUGAAGAUAAACCAGUGGGAGCAAGGAGUACAACUAAAGAAAAAGAACCUUCCACAUUGGAGGAUCUUGCUGUGGCUGCCAGAGGGGGAAUGGAGACACUGAGACCUGCUUUGCAGCAGGUAUAUAUGACAAGGGCUUCUGCUUAUAGGGAUGCUCUCAAAAGUUUCAUUGAAGGGUAUCAAGAAGGUAUACAACAAAUCAUGGAGAAGAAGGAAGAUUCGAAUUCUCCACAGAAAGACAAGACCCCUGCAAAACCAACAUGAUGUCUCUAAUAAGAGAUGUUCUUUGAGUCCAGAAAGUGAGCUACUGACACAGGUUGUACAUAUUCACUUAAAAGUGAAGGUUAAAGGAAAUUUACUGCAUGACCCGACUCCUUUAAGUGUCUUAGGUACCAUAAACCAAAAUUUGAAAACUAUGAAUAAAUGGGUAAAUUCACAUUUGCUUAUCAUC
This is a messenger RNA of Vitis vinifera (wine grape), 1084 nucleotides long. RefSeq lists its product as uncharacterized. The coding region runs from base 403 to 897 and encodes 164 amino acids. The transcript has 4 exons. The record is from RefSeq and is a predicted model, not a curated record. Lineage: Eukaryota; Viridiplantae; Streptophyta; Magnoliopsida; Vitales; Vitaceae.